AUGCCUACAACUCUUGGAUCCAAUGCUACUACCCUUGGACCGCAGCAUAUCCUGUGCUCAUGUCUGCAGCUAGGGUGUUCACAAAAGAGGAUUGAGUACAUGGGCAAAGUCUAUGAAGGCAGAUUGUUCAGUCGAACCAGAUAUCCAAAGCACCUUGCAGAAAUCAAUAGCUUAUCGGAAACCACCACACCUCUGCCUGCCAACCAUCCAGCCCCACAAAGGGAACCACCUGGUUUUGCUCAGUCCUCCAUUUUGCCAGGUCCGGCUCCAGUUGUCCAGGUUGCUUCAACCAGUCGUGCAGUAUUGCAGCCUGCGCUCCCACCAAUUGGAGCUGCCACAGCUAUGCGCAGCAACAAACGGGCCAGAGAUACUGAAGAUGACGAAAGCAUGUCAGGCCCUCGCCAGCCAAAAGCUCCCCGACAAGAUCAUGGUCACAUGCAAAUCACAACUUCCACCCCACGUCGAUUCUUGCAGGAUCCGCUAUGCAUGCGUGAAAUGUUCAAAGUCGCCAAAGAACACCUGUUCCAUAACGUCGGGGUCAAAGCUUGUAACAAAAGCCUUGCCAAAGCUAGAGAGAGUGUCAAGGAACAAAAGCUCACACAAGAUCCAACAACCAGCAACGAAUUUUGGAAAGAAAUUCCUCUAGGCCUUCCAACCCUUCUGAAGACACUCAAACUGGAACCAUCUGUACAAUCAAAAACAUGUUGCCCAUUCUGCUGUGCUUUGUCUUCCAUUCAAGAACCUUUACCCCUCAAUGCAUCACCAGUUCCACUCUGUGAUGUCCCACGAUUUACUACAAAAGCGUCAACUACUCUACCCCGCGAACCUUGUCAAUCUCCUCUCUACGAGAAACCAUCAGGAACUGUUCAGAAACCCAUGCGCCUCUUCUUUUAUCAGUCGCUACGUUCUUGGCUUGGCAAGAUGCUUCAGUAUCACUACUUUGAAGAAGGCAGUGACGCACACCUCAAUCGUCAGCAACCUGCCAAUGAUAGAAUGGAUGAUAUAUGGGAUGGUACAUUGUGGAAAACCUUCCAGAAAGACAGCAACGAAGACUUCAGUUGGUGUCAUGCUCCUCACAUGUUUCAACCUACCUCCAACAAUACGAUACAAAAAAGAGAACAUCUGCAUUUAUGGUAUCAUGCCAGGUCCAUCGGAACCAUCACUGUCGGAAAUGAAUCAUUUUCUCAAACCACUAGUCACUGA
Messenger RNA from Melampsora larici-populina 98AG31, 1203 nucleotides. RefSeq lists its product as uncharacterized. The transcript is spliced from 3 exons. The record is from RefSeq and is a predicted model, not a curated record. NCBI's taxonomy places the organism in Eukaryota, Fungi, Basidiomycota, Pucciniomycetes, Pucciniales, Melampsoraceae. The coding region runs from base 1 to 1203 and encodes 400 amino acids.